AUGCAGCUGAUCUUCCCAAUCCGCCAUGGCAUCGUCCAAGAUUGGGAAGUGUUGGAAAAAGUGUGGCAGCGGCUGUUUUUGAACCCGAAACUGGAAUUAGACGUGGUGAAAAGACCAAAAAUGGUGUACCGGGAACACAGAGCAGUGUACAAAAGCUUCGACGAAACUGAGCCAGGACCAGCUGUAUCAGAUCCGAAUGGGGCAACUACAAACACCGGUGCGGGCCCUCCAACCGCGACUGGCAAAAAGAAGAAAAAUAAAGGCUCAAAAGACACGGCGUCAAGUGUUGGGGAUAAUAAGAGCGAGAUUGGAGGUGAUAAAGACAAAGACCCAGGAAUAAAUCCAGCUGAGGAAGAAGAGGAAGAGCUUUUUGACCACCCUCUCCUUAACCGUUUCCCAAUUCUCAUAACCGAAGCCCCCUGGACGAGCAAGCUAGAUCGGGAAAGAAUGGUAGGGGUUCUCUUCGACAAGUUCGACGCCAUUGCGGUUUGUGUCACCCAGAUCCCCACUUUGACUUUAGUGGCCCACGGGAAGAAGACGGGCUGCUUAGUCGACAUUGGGGAAACGACCACCUCCGCCUGCUGUAUUUACGAGGGCUAUUUGAUGCCCCACACGGUGGACCGGAACAACUACGGCGGGAAGGACAUCACGGAGUUGUUGCUGAAAUUCCUCUAUCCUGUGCAAAAGUAUCGUACUCGUUUAAAUGCAAGGCUUGCAUUACAAAUCUUGUUUCCAAGUCAAAUCUGCAUUACAAAUCUUAUUUCUCAUGCUGAGGAAAUUUGUAAUGCAUUUAUACGAGUGCGAUACUUUUGCAAUGCAUAUCCUCAAAGAGGAGCGCGACAUCGAGUUUUUCGGCGAGGAGUGGCGGCAAUUACAGAACGCGGAGGAGAUUCUGCACAAAAUGGGUUUUGUCCUGACCAACGGGAUGACGGAAUUGAAGUUGUGUCAGCCGAAAAAUUACGAGUGCAAGCUGACCGGGCGGGUGUACAGUAUCAAGACGGAGCGAUGCAGAUGUCUGGAAGCGUUGUUCAAGCCGCAGAUGUUUGAGCAGCUUCGCGGGAUCAACCUCGGUGGGAAAACACUUCUGACAAAGGAAGAGCAAGCGUAUUUACAAACCUUAAACAGCUUCCAACCUUCGGGCAGCGAAGAGGAGGUCGGCGGCGCUUUGAAAACGACAGCGUCGCUCCAGGAGUUAACCUGUCACGCCAUCAACUGCAGCAAUCACCCGAUCCGCCCGGAGUUGUUCAUGAACAUAGUUCUCGCGGGCGGCGUGAGCAGGGUAACGAACUUAGCGCAGCGGUUACGACAGGAGCUGCGGGACAUGCCG
Messenger RNA from Amoebophrya sp. A120, 1327 nucleotides. Lineage: Eukaryota; Dinophyceae; Syndiniales; Amoebophryaceae. The record is from the annotation of a GenBank genome assembly.